AUGUACUACUACUGUAGACGGGCUACAAUGAGCGCCGCCGGGCCUGGGCUGGAGGGCUGCUGCGGGGGAGGCGACGGCGGCGGCGGCGGAGGAGCAGGAGCAGGGGGAGGUGGAGGAGAAGGAGGCUGCUGCGGGCGGCUGGUGAACGGAACCCGCGGCUCUGAGCGGGAGAGCGUGGUGGCGGAGGCCCGGGACGACACGACGCUACGGAGGAAGGCACGCAAGGACGGAUUGUUGGCGAACGGCGCCGCCGCUGUUGCGGACGUCACGCGGGAGGGAGGCGAGGAAAGCGAGGGCGCGAGGAAAAAGAGGUGCUGCUGCGGACUCGGUCGCGUGGGGAUCGAUCAGAGCGGAGGACGGAGCCGCGGGAGCGAGAGGACUGCGAUGAGGACGACGACGACGCUUUUCUCAGGGGGUCAGGGAUUUCUGGCUGCCUGUGACGGCCGACCGGAGCCCACGGCAUGCAAGCGGCGUGCGUGCGCUUUCACGCGCACCGCCAAGAGGGUGUGCUGCGGCAGCUCAGACGGAGAAGGGGAGGCUGGUGCGCGCACACGGCGCAGUGGAGGCUCCUGCGUGCCGAGUCCGCCCGGCGAGGCGAAGGCGAACGGGAACGGAACGGCCCGAGGACGCGUGAGGCUGUACCGGGUGCGCUCAUACCUGGCCACUACCAUGGGCCACCACAAUGGGAUGAGUGGAGACGAUGGACCUCAGGUGGACAUUCGGGAGAACUUGGAGGCUCAGGUGCUGAACGGAGCACUCUGGGCGAACGGUGAGCACCCCGCUGAGCGGGGCGGUCCCAGGUCAGCAGUGGCCCGGGUGGAGGAGGCGAAGGGUGAGGCCGGACGGCGGCAGGUGGAGCUGGAAGAGCGCACGGACAGACUGUGGCGGCGACUGCAGGCUGUGCAAGUGAAGCAGGUGGAGAGGCACAUCGCACAGCAGCUGGGUGGGCUGCAAAGGAGGGCCACCGGGCGACGGAGCUCAUUAGAGCUGAGCAGACUGGCACGGAGCUGUGGAGAGGUCCUGCGCACGGCUGGGGGUGCGCUGGACUCGGACCACACGGCCAGCAGUUCUGGAGGGGGCAGUGACAGCGAGGAGGAGGAAGAAGGGAGGCGGCGUGUGUUACCAGCCUCUGUCAGAUCAGUUCGUAUGAGCAGAGAAUGGCAGUGGAUGAGGGACCGGGCGUGGCUGGGCAGCAGGUGGGUGUGGCUACAGGCUCAGGUGUCAGAGCUGGAAUAUCGGAUUCGCGCGUUGACGGAACUCUACACGCACCUCAGACAGGGCAAGGUGAGAGCGACUCACUCAGUCCCUGAAACGCCCCUCAGAGCACCGAGACCCCUGCGUACAUCCCUCGACUGCAGGUCAUCCACUGUUGGUGAUCCUCUCAGGAAGAUGGAUGACGCCGCCCUCUCAACACUAACCCCACCUAGUCCACCUUCAUCUGCGGCGCGGGUUCGCCCAUUACUGCGGCAACGCCGGCACAGGCUUAUCCGCCUAGAGGGGUGUGCUGCCCUUGGGUCAAAGCCCAUGACCUUGCCUUGCUGCUGCGUGCCCCCAACAGUGUGUGUCUUAUGUGGUGCUGCUCCCCCAGCUGAGAAGGAGAAACGUGCGUGGAUGCGUCAGAAAGAGCUGGAUCCGUGUGUUCAUUCUGUUCUCUCCAUGCCCUCAGAUUUUCCUCUUGCGUUACAUUGUGGGACGCCCCCGCUGGCCGGGCCUCAGUCACACAGUGCCGUGCGGUGGACGAGCAUUGCAGCGUCCUCGUGGUUGAGUAGGCGGGGUCAGGGCCCUCAGAGGGCGGGGCGAGCAAGACGAAGGCUGGUGUGUCCUCGGCCACCAAAUGCACUGCCACUUUCGUUCAACACGACCAGUGGUUCCAACUGCAGGAUUCAGAGAGGAGUGGUCAGCCCAGGCUUCUUUCCUCAGCGAGCCUCUGAUCUUUCCCCUCUGCCUGCCAUGCCCCCAGCCACAGACACACCCACACAGCCCUUGCGGAGGAGGAGAGGGGAGAGCUCAUUUGACAUUGAUAACUUGGUAAUGCCUCUGGGCCUGGCUGGACUAGGUGCAAGAGUGCAGAGACUUCAGUACAAAGAGAUUAUCACCCCCAGCUGGAGAGAGCUGGACUCUGUCUGUGGGGCCUCUGAGGCACUGGUGGAUGCAGGCAGUCACUCUGAAAACCACUCUGAUGUGCCAUACCAGCCUGAUGGGGACAGACCUGAAGACGAAAGUGAGGUGGAGGAUCUCUCUGAUGUUGUGUUUCUGAAGCGGCAUGCUGUUUGCGAGAGCAGAGAGAGGAGCCGCUGGGGGAGCUGGGCUCAAAGACGCCGCCGGGGCAGAUCCUCCUCCUCCUAUCAUGGGGAUGGGAAGAGCUCCAGGGGGUUAGAGCAGGCCCCCUGCUCACCAGACACCAGGCAGGGGCACUUUGCUGAGGGAGACACCUCGCCAUGUAGCCCCCUGUGCUCUGGAGCAGACGAUCCCUUCUACCAGAUGGAGGAUGAACAGCAGACUGUGCAGCCAUGGGAGUGCAGGUCGUUCCCCCUGCUGGAGGCGGAGCUCCGGUGGCUGCAGAACGAUGAGGAGCUGGAUCCCGAAGAGGAUGCAUGUGCGGCCAGCGGCCGCAGCCAGAGCACGGACUCAGGCAUCUCAGUGGGCAGCCUGGAGCUCUCGCCGAGGACCCCUCAACCACAUCAGCAGCAGUUGGGCACGGAGCCUGCUGGCCCGCAAACGCUUUCCUGCAAACCAGCCGCCCCAACAACUCAGGAUUCUGCCUCUCUCCUACCUUCCUUAGCCCCAGCCCUCUUGCUUUCCUCCCAGCUACACUCUCCCAUCUCACCUCGUGCCCAUACCGCUAUGUCCAGUCACCGAGUCAGCAGGACCGAUGCCAGUCCAUUCUGAAUCAGAUUGGAGAAGGCACCUAUGUAUGAAAUAGCCUUUUGCAACCUAUCCCAUUUAUUGCAAUAUUAAAACAUCUUAUUUAACCACUCAGCCAUACUAAUUAAACCAACCAUCACUAGUACUGCUGUCCUGUUAUUAUUUUUAUUUAUUUAUUUUUUUUUCACCCUGCUCUUGAACAUUCUGGACCCUCCUAUCACAUCAACCUUAAUGAGCUUGUUCCUGCAACCCUUGUCUAUGUCCAGGUGAAUCACCACCUGCUCAUUCCACCCAAAUCGUUUUCACCAAAACCACUUUCAUUCUUUUGUACUCAGCUGUUCUUAUAACUCUAGUUCUAACAUAACCUCCUUAUUCCCUUAAAAACAAAUUUCUUCCUAGAUAAAACUGCACUCCCUACCUGCCAAACUUCAUACCCAAGCUUCUUCCUUGUCCACUCUCCUCUCAUUCACCUUCUUCAAUCCUCCUUGUUCUAUAUGGGAUAGAUGGGCUGACUCGUUCACUUGCUUGAAGAUGUUUUCUGUUGUUCGUUCAUUUUCCGGACCUGUCUAAAGCAUUAUUCUCCCUCUCUCGCUGUUGAGUUGAUCUAAACAUGAGAAUGUCUUGUUAACGUUUCGUGUUUCCAUUGCUCUCAUUCUGUAUGUCAAGCACUAGUUUCCUGGAGCAAGAGAUUUGCCCACAACACAAGGACAAACUUAACAACAUACAGCAUAAAUGCACUACAUAUUACCCAUCUUGUCUUACGUGACCUUUUCUUGAUCAUACCGUUGAAUACAUGUAUUCCAUACAGAUGUAUACAUAUUGUUACUCACAACUUUGAGAUAUAUAUAUAUAUAUAUAAAAAUAAAUGUGUGUAUAUAUCUCUUGACUCCGCAUCAAACGUUGUGACCGUCGGUAGCCCCAUGUCUGUUUGAAUCAGCUCAACACAAGAUGUAUGCCUUUGUUCUGUGAAGUAUAACGUGUGUAUACACAUAAACAGCGUAUACGUGUGUCUGUCCCUGUGUGUGUUUUGGACAGGUCCGUUACACUGCUGAAUCAAGGGUGUGCCAGUUAAAAAAAAGUCAUUUUGUAGAAAAAGUACACAAGAAAAAAAUGGAACUAUGACUUGAAACACAUUGCUCCCAUUGCAAAGCUGAAAUAAAGGGGGGA
This is a messenger RNA of Colossoma macropomum (tambaqui), 4032 nucleotides long. Its product is annotated as KAT8 regulatory NSL complex subunit 1. The record is from RefSeq and is a predicted model, not a curated record. Bases 1 to 2889 code for a protein of 962 amino acids. The transcript is spliced from 13 exons. Gene Ontology annotation, molecular function: histone acetyltransferase binding. Lineage: Eukaryota; Metazoa; Chordata; Actinopteri; Characiformes; Serrasalmidae. Gene Ontology annotation, cellular component: NSL complex.